ACAUAAAGAGAAAGAGAGAGAGAGAGAGAGAGAGAGAGAUACAAACAAGUGAAACAGAAAGUUGAAGUUUCCUCUUCUCUCUGAACUUUUAUUUAUUAUUUCACACCUUUUGUACCUUUCAUUUUUGUUUUGUUUUGGAAGUAAAUGGACAAUAAUAAUGAGGAAGUUCCAUCAGCUCCUUCAACUCCUGUAACACCAGGCACUCCUGGGGCUCCUCUCUUUGGUGGGUUCAAGGCAGAUCACAGAAGCAGUGGGAUUGGUAGGAAAUCACUCCUCAAGAGCUGCAGCAGAUGCUUCACUGUUGAAGAUUGGGCUUUGGAAGAAGGCACAUUGCCUAAAGUUUCUUGUGCUUUGCCUCACCCUCCUGUCUCACUUGCAAGAAAGGUAGGAGCUGAAUUUUUGGGCACUUUCAUACUGAUCUUUGCUGGAACAGCCACAGCCAUAGUGAACCAGAAGACACAAGGCACAGAAACCCUCAUAGGCCUUGCAGCCUCCACUGGCCUAGCUGUUAUGAUUGUGAUUCUAUCAACAGGCCACAUCUCUGGGGCCCACCUCAACCCAUCUGUCACCAUUGCCUUUGCUGCACUGAAGCACUUCUCAUGGAAGCAUGUGCCAGUUUACGUUGGAGCACAAGUUUUAGCAUCAAUCUGUGCUGCAUUUGCAUUGAAAGUGAUAUUUCACCCCAUAAUGGGUGGUGGAGUUACAGUUCCUUCAGGAAGCUAUGGCCAGGCUUUUGCUUUGGAAUUCAUUAUUAGCUUCAACCUCAUGUUUGUUGUCACUGCUGUGGCCACCGACACUAGAGCUGUGGGAGAAUUGGCGGGAAUCGCGGUGGGAGCAACUGUCAUGCUCAACAUACUCAUAGCUGGGGAAACAACAGGAGCUUCCAUGAACCCAGUGAGAACAUUAGGGCCAGCCAUAGCUGCAAACAACUACAAAGCCAUAUGGGUCUACCUGACUGCACCAUUUCUCGGGGCACUCUUUGGGGCGGGAACUUAUACGGCUGUCAAGCUGCCCGAGGAAGAUGGUGACCAUAUUGAAAAGCCUUCAACAAGGAGCUUCAGAAGAUGACCGAUCAACAUUAUCAUCAGACCUACAUCAAUAAUCCAGAAGCCCACAUCAGGACAUAAUGCAGAAGGCGUGUAGCAAAAGGAAGGGAGAUAAAAUACAGUUGCAUGAUGAGCUCUGGCCGGUACAUACAUAAUAUAUAGAAAGGAAAUAGUCUGUAUUAAUAAUUAGCCAAGAUAGAGAUUCUCUCUUCCCCUCUAAGAAAGAAGAAAUUUACAAACCAAAAGAGUAUGAAGAUGAAAAUUGACACCUUUUUUUUCGGUGUGAUGGGGGCAGAGCAGAAUUGACCUUUGUCUACAUAGAUAUAUGAAACUAGGUAACAAAAUUAUUGUAGUCCUUUCUUAAAAUAAGAUUUGAGAAAAUUGAGCUUUCAAGGAGUUGCAGCAUAUAGUUGUUCACCGGUUUCAUUCUUUCCCAAAAUCCCAGUAAUCACUUAAUGUGCA
This is a messenger RNA of Prunus persica (peach), 1508 nucleotides long. RefSeq names its product aquaporin NIP6-1. NCBI's taxonomy places the organism in Eukaryota, Viridiplantae, Streptophyta, Magnoliopsida, Rosales, Rosaceae. The record is from RefSeq and is a predicted model, not a curated record. Gene Ontology annotation, biological process: transmembrane transport. Gene Ontology annotation, cellular component: membrane. The transcript is spliced from 5 exons. Gene Ontology annotation, molecular function: channel activity. Bases 145 to 1068 code for a protein of 307 amino acids.